AUGCCGUUCCUUGAGUUGACCGCUCCCGCCUCUGCCACUCCGGAGUCGGCUUCUACCAUCUCUUCCGAGGACAACAAAGUGGUUGCCCCCACCACUCCCGCUCCUGCCUCCGCGGAGACUACCAACACUCCCUCUCCUGAGGUUAAUGUCAACAAUACCGACCAGGAUCAUGAGCUAAAGGAACCCAAGGCGUUCGAUCAGAUGAUCACCCACCUCAACGCGAUGCGAGCCAAGGUUCAGGCUCUCGAGCUGGAGAACACCCAGCUCAAGGCUCAAGUUGAGUCCGAAAAGUCAUCCAAGGAACAGCUCUCCAAGAACCUUGAUCAGGUCAACAACAACUCGCGCGCUGCUCAACUCGAGGCGGCUACCAAGAUCCAGUCCCUUGAAUUGAAGAACAGCGAUCUCGAGGCUCAAGUCGAGUAUGAGAUGUCCGUCAAGGAGCACUACUCUACUAACCUUGAUGAAGCCAAAAACAACUGGCACUCUGCUCAGCUUGAGGCUACUGCCAAGGAUGCCGAGCUUGGCCGUGUCCGCGAGCGCCUGCAACUUGUCCAAGCUCAGGUUGCCGAGCAGGAACAACUCCAUGCUGUUAAGGAACAGAACAUCGAGCUUCAAGCUCGCUUCCGCCUUCAGUUCCUCCUGACAACUCACCAGCACGUUCAGACACUGAAGCAUAUGAUGCAUGACUGGAAGAUGCAGGUGGAGCAGAAGAUUGACGAGGAAUACGAAAACAACAAACUCAAGGAGAAAGACGUCGAUGGUGCUCUCGACGCUGAGUACGAGCGACUCAAGGCCCUCAUUGAAGGUCACGAGUACAUCAUUGCCAACAUCCAGAAAGGUAAUGAAAAGUUUGUCGCUCAGAUCAAGCUCCUCCGCGAGGCUGAGAAUAUUACUCUCAUCUCCGACCUCACUGCCAAUCGCUUUGAAGCUUUCUUGAAUGAACGCGAGAAGAUGGUCGCUCUGCUUGAGAAGGAGAAGCAGGAUUUUGCCAACAUGGAGUUCGAUAGCCAGAAGACCGACGACGCCACCGACGACUCGAUUGAAAUUCCCACUGAGACCAAGGAAAUUACCAAGGCCGAGCGAAAGGCGGCUAAGAAGGCGGCCAAGAAGGCAGCUAAGAAGGCUAAGAAGGCUAAGAAGGCUAAUGCGAAGAAGUAA
Molecule: messenger RNA, 1158 nt
Organism: Fusarium musae
Lineage: Eukaryota; Fungi; Ascomycota; Sordariomycetes; Hypocreales; Nectriaceae
Exons: 3
Coding region: 1-1158 (385 amino acids)
Source: RefSeq, a predicted model, not a curated record